Messenger RNA from Penicillium olsonii, 465 nucleotides. Lineage: Eukaryota; Fungi; Ascomycota; Eurotiomycetes; Eurotiales; Aspergillaceae. The record is from the annotation of a GenBank genome assembly.
AUGCUUGGCUUUGUGCUCGGUGGAGCACUUGGCCCGAUUCAAACCAAGCUUCCCUUAUUCAUUGUGCUUUAUGGAAUCUUUUUGACUCUUGGAGAGAUUGGCCCUGGUUCCACCAUUGUGCUCACUGCCAGUGAAAGCUUCCCUACUGCAGUGCGUGGCCAUGGUGUGGGGUUGGCUGCGGCUUGGAGUAAAGCUGGAGCCGCGAUUGGAACACAGGUCUUCAAGCCGAUUUUGGCCAGCUGGGGCGAUGACAGUGUUCACGGAACCCAGGCUGUCUUUUUGAUUGGCUCUGGUUUUGCCGUGCUCGGGUCACUGCUGGCUUGGUUUGUUCUUCAGGAUAGCGAUACCAUCCUAGAUCAUGGAGACCAGGAAUGGAAAGACUACCUGGUUGCGCAUGGUUAUGGUCAUAUCGAAUGGGGCGUGGAGGAACAACAACAUCAACCGGAUAGCAAAGUCAUAGACUAG